CAUAACACCAACAGCUUCUCUUCCGCACACAUACACACACGACCGGCGCGAUGGCAACCGAAGUUGAGGGUCAAAUCCCCAUGGAGGAGGGCGAGGGAGAGGAGCUGGAUAUGAUCGAGAAGCUCCAAACCGUCGGCAUUGGCAUGUCAGACAUCACCAAACUCAAGAACGCGGGCUUCUUCACGGUCAAGUCGGUCAUUCUCAUUCACCCGAAGAAGCUCAAGGAGCUCAAAGGCUUCUCCGAAGCCAAAGUCGAAAAGGUUCUGGACGCGGCAAAGAAGCUCGCAGUUGGCGACUCCCCGUUUGUGACUGCCGCUAACUUUCUCGAGGCACGUCAGCAGGUGUUCUUCAUCUCCACCGGCGCUAAGGAACUUGACGCCAUCCUUGGCGGCGGUAUCGAGAGCCAGCAGAUCACAGAGAUCCAUGGCGAGUACAGGACUGGCAAGUCGCAAAUCUGCAUGACCUUGUGCAUCUCUGCGCAAGUGCCAACAGAUGAGACGAAUUACUCUGGCGGGAAGGUGAUUUACAUUGACACAGAGGGCGCCUUCAGGCCGGAGCGCCUGGAGGGGAUCUGCGAUCGCUUCAACGUUGACUACCAGGCAGCUCUCAACAACGUCUACUUCUGUCGCGCAUACAACAGCGAGCAACUGGCCACCUUGAUGGCCGAUGUUGGUGCCAUUCUUGCGCAAGAGGCUGGCAUCGUCCGCCUCCUUAUCAUCGACUCCAUUAUGGCCACGUUCCGCACCGACUACUGCGGCCGCGGCGAGCUCGCAGAGCGACAACAGAUGCUGAACCAGGUCCUCGCUGCCAUCAAGCGGCUGGCCGAGGAAUGGAACCUUGCUGUCGUCCUCACAAACCAGAUGUGCUCAGAUCCAGGCGCGACAAUGUCGUUCGUCUCCGACCCAAAGAAGCCUGUUGGAGGCCACAUCCUGGCACAUGCAGUGCAAACACGCCUCUCCCUGCGCAAAGGCAGCGGCGAGCAACGCUUUGCCAAGCUUGUGUGCUCGUCCCGGUUCUCGGAGAAGGACGCAAGCUUCAAUCUGACCGAAGGUGGCGUGGCCAACAGCGAGUGA
Molecule: messenger RNA, 1073 nt
Organism: Salpingoeca rosetta
Lineage: Eukaryota; Choanoflagellata; Craspedida; Salpingoecidae
Product: DMC1 protein
Exons: 9
Coding region: 51-1073 (340 amino acids)
Biological process (GO): DNA strand invasion; mitotic recombination; DNA recombinase assembly
Molecular function (GO): ATP hydrolysis activity; ATP-dependent DNA damage sensor activity; ATP binding
Source: RefSeq, a predicted model, not a curated record